Dovyalis caffra is the source of this 279-nucleotide messenger RNA. The record is from the annotation of a GenBank genome assembly. NCBI's taxonomy places the organism in Eukaryota, Viridiplantae, Streptophyta, Magnoliopsida, Malpighiales, Salicaceae.
AUGGGUCCCCUUGGCUUGCUCCAUGUUUUUGGUGAUCCUCCUGAGAACAAUCCAUUUCUCACCUCUGGCCUCGGAAUUGCUCUGGGACGGAUGUCGUGGUUAUGUACCUUUGCUGCCCUCGCUUCCGAUUUCCUACAGCGCAUGUCUGAUGAAUUCCCGAUGAUGGGAAGCUUACAUUCGCAUUAUUGGACCAAUGUUAGAGAACUAUUGGACCCGAUAGGAUGGGCAUUUAAGGAUGCAUAUGAUAGGGGUGCGGUCUCUGUUGAUGACAUUUUGUAG